AUGGGUUUUGUAGACGAGGAUCGCGUCCGUCUAAUUGCGAUCUGGGCACCCGCUGCAUUCGUCGCAUACGUAGUCUUGACGGCAAUCUACAACCUCACACUUCAUCCUCUUGCCAGAUAUCCUGGCCCGCUGUUAUGGCGCAUCUCGCCCAUUCCCUCGAUAAUCUCACUGUUACGCGGCCGCAUCGCCUUUGACUACAAGGUCCACCACGACAAAUACGGGCCCGUAGUGCGCGUCAUGCCCAAUGAGCUCUCCUUCAACACAGCAAAAGCAUGGGACGAUAUCUACGGACAUCGGGUCGGGCUUGCGAACAUGGACAAAGAUCCUAUCCACGUCGGUGCUGUAGAAGCGAUUCCAGGCGCGACAAAUUUGACCAUGGCUCCUGAUAUCCACCAUGCAAGGCAGAGGAGAGCGCUAGCUCAUGCGUUCAGCAAGCAAGCUUUGCUUGAACAGCAGUACAUCUUGAAGGGAUAUGUGAACCUAUUUGUGGACAGGCUGAGGGAAAAGGCGCACAAGGGUGAAGCGGCGAACAUGGUUUCAUGGUUCAACUUCUGCACCUUCGACAUCAUUGGCGAUCUCAGUUUUGGCGAGCCAUUUGGAUGUCUACGCGAAGGCGAAGGCUCUGAAUCUGCGAAUUGGGUCGUUCUCAUCUAUGAAGCCAUCAAAUCCGGCGCAAUCGAACAAGCAACUCGCCGCUUUGCUAAACCCGGGUCGCUCGCGCAGAAAUUCCUCAUGUGGUGCAUACCCACUAUUGUCCGUGAACGCCGUUUCCGCCAUUUGAGAAACUCGACCGAGAAGACAGUCAAGAGACUGAACCAGAAAGACAACGAUCACCGCGACUUCAUCUGGUACAUUCUGAAACAACGAGAGAAGAAGAACGAGGUCAGCGACGACGAGGUGAUCAUGAACGCAGCUUUGUUCAUCGUGGCGGGCAGUGAAACUACUGCAACAGAGCUCUGUGGACUGACGAACUAUCUUCUGAGAAACCCGGUCAUCUUCAAGAAGUUGAAAGACGAGUUGAGAAGCGCGGUCAAGACUGAAGAGGACAUCAACAUGGACGUCUUGGGCAGCCUACCAUACAUGAACGCUUGCAUCGAGGAGGGCCUUCGCAUCUUCCCUCCAGUACCCGUUGGUCUCUUGCGCACAGUACCCAAAGGCGGUUCACUAAUCGACCGCCACCCCGUACCCGAGAACACCUCAGUCUGCGUCAGUUCCUGGGGCGCAUCACACUCAGCUGCCAACUUUGCGCAACCGGACACUUUCAUCCCCGAACGCUUCCUCGAUACACCAGAGUCUAAAGCACAAUUUGCUGGCGACGCCAAGAAAGCGGCGCAACCGUUCUCGACUGGACCAAGAGGGUGCAUUGGCAGGAAUCUGACGUAUGUCGAGUUGAGGCUGAUUCUGGGUGCGUUUUUGUGGAACUUUGAUGUUGAGUUUGCGGAUGGGGCGCCGCUUUGGGAUCCGAAGGAUGAGUUCAAGGGGCUGAAGGCGUAUAAUACUUGGGAGAAGAGUCCGUUGAUGGUUAAGUUGACGGAUGUGAGGAAGACGCCUGCCUAG
Alternaria novae-zelandiae is the source of this 1557-nucleotide messenger RNA. RefSeq lists its product as uncharacterized. Gene Ontology annotation, molecular function: iron ion binding; oxidoreductase activity, acting on paired donors, with incorporation or reduction of molecular oxygen; monooxygenase activity. The transcript is spliced from 3 exons. NCBI's taxonomy places the organism in Eukaryota, Fungi, Ascomycota, Dothideomycetes, Pleosporales, Pleosporaceae. The coding region runs from base 1 to 1557 and encodes 518 amino acids. The record is from RefSeq and is a predicted model, not a curated record.